GCGGGCGGCGGUCUUUGCGUGCGCUGCGCUCCGGCCGGCGGCUACGGGCGGACACGGGGCCAGGCCGGCGCAGGAGCUGAGUUUCUGCAAAGUUUGACCUGGUUGCCUUUCCGAUGCUGCAGCAGAGCGAGGCAACGCGGGGCGCGCCAGGCGGCUGCGGCGCGGCGGUGGGGCUGAGCGGCUACAGCACGCUCACAAUGAUCAUAAAAUAAAGCAGGCGCGCGGGGUGGGGGCGAGAGAGCCCCGAGCCUCACCCCUCCGCCCCCGGCCACCCCCUAGCAGCCCCGAGCUAGGAGGGCGUGGGGGCCGGGGGCGCCCACUCCGGCGCCAGACCCCAGUAGAGCUAAAGGACACUGCUUGGGGAAGUGGGGGGGCGCCCCGAGGACGUGCCCGCGGCGGGUUCAGGGCGUCCGGAGGGCGGCAGCCCGGGCACGCGGAGCGGCCCGAGGGGCAGGUCCUCGGCGGUCGCGGCGAACCAGGCGGCGGCCCGAGCGCAGCCCUGGGGCCCCGCACGGCGACAGUGACAGCGGCGAGGGGACGCGGCGUGCCCGCGAGUGGUCGCCGACGGGGAUCCGCGCCGCGCUCCUCGGGGACCCCGCGGGAGCCGGGCGCUCGCCUCCUGGAAGCCCCCGAGGGCGCCCAGACCUCGGCGGAUUGAACAGAAACUGCUCUUCCAUUGAUUCGGCCGGGCUGGGCGACCGGCCGGGUGCGUGUGCCCCGAGCGCGUGCGGAAGGCAGAAGGGCAGGAAGUCGGUCUUCUGCAGCGAGGGUGGCGGCACCGCGCAGGCGACGGAGCCUUCCUUAUUUAUGUGCCUGCCGGCAUUUGCCUUCUUCGCCUCAAGACUUCAGGGAGCGUCUCUGAGCUGCGUUCCCCGCGUGUGAGGCACAGAAGGAAGGGCUGGAUGUCUGAACAACAUGAUUAUCCAUUAACCUCCAAACUUUUCUUUUUUUAACCCAAAGAAUAUCGGUGAUUUUUGUCCACUGCUAGCAGAAGAAGAGAGAACCCAGGGCCCUUGAAAUGCAGCAAAAUCCUUAUUUAUAAUCAGGCCCGAGGUAGUGAUAUGCAAACCCCCUCUACUCAGUGAAUUUUCUAUCCUAUGGAUAUCAGUCUUGAGAUUUGAGAUUGGAGAGCUGUACCGUCUGCACUGGGUCCGGCAGCCUCCAUCCUUUCAAUGCCCGAUUUUCUCUGGGACUGCUGGCCUUCCCUGGAGAUCAGACUCGUACUGUGUGCCAUGGGCUGUAUUCAGAGCAUCGGGGGCAAAGCCAGAGUCUUCCGGGAAGGCAUCACGGUGAUCGAUGUCAAGGCCUCUAUCGAUCCCGUCCCCACCAGCAUCGAUGAGUCCUCCAGCGUGGUGCUCCGCUACCGGACACCCCACUUCCGUGCCUCGGCCCAGGUGGUCAUGCCGCCCAUCCCCAAGAAGGAGACCUGGAUAGUUGGCUGGAUUCAGGCGUGCAGCCACAUGGAGUUCUACAACCAGUAUGGGGAGCAGGGCAUGUCUAGCUGGGAGCUCCCAGACCUCCAGGAGGGCAAGAUUGAGGCCAUCAGCGACUCGGACGGGGUGAACUACCCCUGGUACGGCAACACCACGGAGACCUGCACCAUCGUGGGCCCCACCAGGAGAGACUCCAAGUUCAUCAUCAGCAUGAACGACAACUUCUACCCCAGCGUCACGUGGGCCGCGCCCGUCAGCGAGGGCAGUGCGGCCAAGCUGACCAGCGUCUACCGGGACCAGAGCUUCAUCACGUGGCUGGUAGCCACCAACACCUCGACCAACGACAUGAUCAUUCUGCAGACACUGCACUGGCGCAUGCAGCUCAGCAUCGAGGUGAACCCCAGCCGGCCCCUGGGCCAGCGCGCCCGGCUGCGGGAGCCCAUCGCCCAGGACCAGCCCAAAAUCCUGAGCAAGAAUGAGCCCAUCCCGCCCAGCGCCCUGGUCAAGCCCAACGCCAACGACGCUCAGGUCCUCAUGUGGCGGCCCAAGUACGGGCCGGCGCUGGUGGUGAUCCCGCCCAAGCACCGGUAACAGCCAGGGCACCCGCGAGGUGACACGCAAAUAAUAACACCACGCAAACAACCCGCACGGACUCUGCAGUCGUUCAGCAAAAUACAACCUUUCUACCUUCUCCAGCGGGCGGAUCUCACUGUGCGAGCGCGCGGGGAUGGCCCCCCGCCCUCCUGGGACCUGCUUCCCUGGCGGAGGGGGGAGACCCAGGCGGGACCGACCACUCCACGUGCGCCCUCAGUGUCACCUUGGGUCUCCUUUCCUCGCCUCGCAAUUUCCGUCAUUCACUUGCAACAGACUCCCUGAAACAACUGCUUUUUCCGUUCCUUUUUUUUUAACGCCUCUUUAAGAGGUUCAGGGGUGGGACGAGGAGGAGCUGGUGAUGAGCCUGGUCGCACCGCACCGGGGCUGAUCCCACUGGGGCUGAUCCCACCGGGGCUGAUGCCACCGGGGCUGACCCGCGGCGGCCCCGCCCCGCCCCGCCCGGGCAGCUCCCCUCAUCCUCUGUCACGCGGCCUUAUGUAGACUUGCUUUGCCAAACUUUUGCCUUAAGCCGAUUUUAAAGGAAAAAACCGGAAACAAAGAGAGCAGUUUGUCUUUUCUGCUGGACUUUGCAUCUUCCGCCAGAGGUGAGGGAGGAGGGGGUUGGGCUACAGAUUUAGAUCUAAAACCGGCUGCUCAUUCUUCCGUUUUAGCUGAGCCGAAACCACAGGCAGAUUCUGCCCCCUAAGUCCCUUCUCUCCACCCCAGGUAGAACCCUUACCCUACUCCGUGCCUGCAGAGACAAGCUGUGAGCUCGGGCUCAGGGUAGAUCUGCGGGGGGGCUUCUCUCUCCUCUCUCCUCUGCAGCCGGAACUUGCCUUGGGUGGGCCUAGGAGCAGAGAGGGAGGGUCCCGUGAGUUAUAGGUUGAGCCCAGGGAAUUCCCACCGUCUCGGUCCUCAGCGCCCAUCGCCAGCUGGCUCUGUCGGCACAUCUCAGUGGGCAGCUUUUCUGUUUCCAUCCACACUGUCCCAAACGCCUGGAGGGCCAGCCACCUUACCCAGCUGUAGUUCAAAGGUAAGAAGGCCUGCCCUUGCCGCCCAGCACCUUCUCGGGGACGCCCCUCCCGGGCUCUCCGGGGGGUGCCUGCAGAUCGGCUCCAAGCACCGCGGCACUGCAGGUGAGGGUACCCACAGAUGGGCAUGCCUGGACCUGGUAAGGCUGGGGAGGUGGGAGGCAAGGGGCAGACCCCCUGCUGCCGGCCCUCACAGAAGCGAGCCAGCACCCACGGCCAGGGUGAUGAAGUGAGCCUGGGGUUGAGGCUGGUCCUUGAGGUCACCCUCCUUCGGGUCCUGGGCCCUCUGGAGCCCCAGGACCUGGUCCUGAGUGUCGCCAAGCUUUUAUAGCAAUGUCUGCCUUGAAGGCUGCUUGCAGGAGCUGAGGGGGGACACCCUGCUGAGGGAGGCCCCCUUCCUCCAAGCUUGACAAACCCACAGCUACAUCGCCUGGGUUCCUCAUUCAGACCGAUAAUGAUCAAGCCCAGAAGACUGUCAGAUGAGAGAAAUAAUCCAUCUCUGCUGCAACUGAGCCGUACGCAGGAGCCCCAGGGACAGCGUGGGCGGGCGUGGUUCACGAGUCCUUGCUCUGCUCCUUUACCCACGGGCUACUGUAUUUAUUCGAGGGGUGCUUAACGUCCAGCCAUCGCCCGAGUGCCCCGCUCCUGACGGGACGCGUGCGGCUCUCCUGGAAACUCUGGACGGGAAACAGCUUCGUGCGGCCCGGCUGCCGGCCUGGUGCUUUGGGAACCCCUGUCAGGACUGGGACCUUCCCCCUGGAAAGUGCCAGUUCCCCCUGGUGUGUUCGGAGGGAGGCCUGCCACCCAGAGAGGCCACAGCCUCAAGUGAGGGGCAUGAUGGGUCCCAGCUCCCCCUCUGGGCACAGGCUGCGGAGGGGUCAGGGUGGCGGUGGCCGGCUGCCGCGGCCGGGACCUGGCCUCCUGAUGGCACGGCCCUUCUCUGCACUCAGGUCUUUCUUGCACUACAAAGGAGAAAGGGCCCUGGGUGAGGGGUCAGGGACCGGAGUGCUGGUUCUGGGCUGGGUCAUCGCUAAGGAGUUCUUACUAGGGUAGGGGUGGGCGUAGGAACCAACAGUAAGUGGUGGUCCUGAGCUGUCUGGGGGCAGAGUCCCCCAAGCCCGCCCGCGCUUCCUGCGUGUGAGCAGGCCCUGGGCAGGGGCCCACGGCUGGGCCCAUUGGGAGGAGCCCUGCUGCUCCGCCCCGCCCCUCACUGCCCGGCCCCUUGCUCUCUGCCCCUCCUAGCCUUUCGGAAGACAGGGCUGGGAGGGCCCUGGGGAGGCUCCAGGUCCCACUAAGGAAGCUCGGCUUAGCUUGGGUCUGGUCCCUCGGCUUCUCAUGUCAGGAACGCAGAGCGCAGGCUUCUCACCUGGGUCCCCGAUCCCUCUGGUGUCCCCCUCCCCGGCGUGGACACACUCCUCCAGCAAUAAGGACCGUCUGUGGUCGUGGAGAGUACUGUGAAAACAGACCAAUGCACUUACUAGGAGGCACAAGACUCUUGAAGAAAAUGUAAAAUGAACCUUUUUAAAACAACAACAAAUAUUCACAAAGAGAAAUAAAAUGUAAUUUUCAAGUA
Delphinapterus leucas (beluga whale) is the source of this 4631-nucleotide messenger RNA. The record is from RefSeq and is a predicted model, not a curated record. Lineage: Eukaryota; Metazoa; Chordata; Mammalia; Artiodactyla; Monodontidae.